AAACAGCCACAGAUGUCUUACCAGCCAAAGCUGGUAAAACGCACUCGUAGCCACUGAGGUCACCUGGGCCUCUAGCAACAAAGAUGGAUCUAGGGGCACCCCCAGACUACGGACCUGCUCUGUCAGAGGGAGUAGGACCCCAUCCAAAGCAGGCAACUGACCAAUUAUCUGAACUCGGGAGCCACCAACCCACAGCACCUCCGUCUUGCUAGGAUUCAGACUCAGUUUGUUGGCCCUCAACCAGCCCACCGCAGAUUUCAGGCAGCGGUCCAAGGCUUGCACAGCCUCUCCCAUUUCAGAUGUUACAGACUAGAGCUGAGUAUUGUCAGCGUACUGCUUACACCUUGCCCCAAAUCUCCUGAUGAUCAGUCCCAAGAGCUUCAUUUAGAUGUUAAACAGCAUGGGGGGCAAGAUGGUACCCGGCAGCACCCCACAGCACAACUGCCAGGGGGCCAAAAUACAAUCGCCCAACGCUAUUCUUUGAGAACAAUCCUGGAGAUAGGAUCAGCACCACUGUAAAACAGUGCCUCCAAUACCCAUCUCACCCAGUUGGCCCAGAAGGAUGGUCAAUGGUAUCAAAAGCCUCUGAGAGAUCAAGUAAGAAUAACAGGGAUUCAGUCCCUUAACCAGGCCUGAACCCAGACUGGAAUGGGUCAAGAUAAUCUGUUUCAUCCAAGAGUAGUUGCAAUUGCUGCACUACAACCCUCUCAAUCACCUUUUCUAAGAAGAGGGUAUUUGCAACCGGGCAGUAGUUGUUGCAAACCACUGGGUCCAGGGUGGGCUUCUUCAGGAACAGUCAAAUCACCGCCUCUUUCAGGGCAGCUGGAACCACUCCCUCCCACAACCAUGAGUUGACCACACCCUGGAUCCACUCAGUCAAACCCCCUCACCAAGCUUUAAUAAGCCAAGAGGACAAGGGUCAAAAGGACACGUUGCUGGCCACAUCAUUGCAAGCACCUUGUCCAUGUCAUCCGGCUGCAUCAACUGAAACCAUUCCCAAGACAUUGCAGCAGACGUUGCACUGGACACCUCCCUGGAGACUGCAGUAGAUAUGGAUGAGGCACCAAGAUUGCUACAGAGCAAGAAGGCUCCCUGUGUGCCCAGCAUUGUUUGAAUAACUUACUGCAAGGAGAAUAUUUCAGUCCUGUAGAACUGUCCUCUAUUGCACAGCAGCUGGAUGAAGAAGAGAGAAUAAGGAUGGCAGAAGGAGGAGUUUCUAGUGAAGAGUAUAGAACAUUUUUACAGCAGCCUUCUGUAAACAUGGAUGACAGCGGCUUUUUCUCUAUUCAGGUUAUAAGCAAUGCCUUGAAAGUUUGGGGUUUAGAACUAAUCCUCUUCAACAGCCCAGAGUAUCAGAGGCUCGGGAUCGACCCUAUAAAUGAAAGAUCUUUUAUUUGUAACUAUAAAGAACAUUGGUUUACAGUUCGAAAAUUAGGAAAACAGUGGUUCAACUUGAAUUCUCUCUUGACGGGUCCAGAACUAAUAUCUGAUACUUAUCUUGCACUUUUCCUGGCCCAGUUACAACAGGAAGGCUAUUCAAUUUUUGUGGUAAAGGGUGACCUUCCAGAUUGUGAAGCUGAUCAGUUACUGCAAAUGAUUCGGGUACAGCAGAUGCAGCGACCAAAAUUGAUUGGGGAAGAGACACUGCAAUCAAGAGAUCAGAGGGUGCAAAAAACAGAGCCCGAACAAACUGUAGAUGUUAACCACCCCUUCGAUGGUACAGGCAUGUUAGAUGAAGAUGAAGAAAAUUUCCAAAAAGCACUUGCUCUCAGCAGACAGGAAAUUGAUAUGGAGGAUGAAGAAGCAGAUCUCCGUAGGGCCAUUCAACUUAGUAUGCAAGGAGGCCUUAGAAGUGGUUUCUCAGAUUCUUGCACACAAAAUGUUCCACAUUCAUCUGCAACAAGCCACUCUGAAUCUCUUACAUCAGAAGAGCUGCGACAAAGAAGACAGGCCUAUUUUGAAAAACAGCAACAGUUGCAUCAGCAAGUUCAGAACCCAGAAUUCCACGAAGCACCAGUUACAAGUUCAAAUGCACUGGUCACUGAUCCAGGAGGUGAUAUGAGUGAAGAAGACAUGCUUCAAGCAGCCAUGAAUAUGUCCUUGGAAACUGUUAGAAACAGCUUGAAUGCUGAAGAAAAGAAAUGACAAAAAAAUCCUAGUUUUGUUUUAUCUAAACACUAAGUCCUGUAUUAAUCCUUUUCAGGUGGUAUAAAGGUAGGGUUCAUUUCACUGAUGUACCAAAGCAGGAUAGAGCCCUAAAACCUAUGGGGCUGAGGGUCAGAAUUAAAAGACAAUCUGCAUAUAAUAAAAAUAAAAAAAUUUCACCUUAAAGGUUUUAGCUUUGCCCAUGCCACUAGUUCUAAUCAAGAAGGUAGAUUUGCUGCACAUAAACUAAAGGGUAUUACUAUGCCAUAACAUCUCGUCCAGCAUUUUCCUUCCCCAUGUUCAGGGUGAGGUAAUGAUAAAUGCAAUAGUUGUAUGGGUUAGCUGCCCCACUCACUUGUGAUGGCAUGCUCUUGUGGGUUUUUAACAGCAAAAUCGACUAUACAUACCUAGUUACAUAGCAGUCCAGUGUUGAGGCCCUUCUGUUGCGAUUGCGCUAGCCCACAAUGUGUGACAUCUGCAACUUCAUCGGCUCACAUAUAUGCUUAAAGACAUUCCAAAAAUCUCUUCUGUAUUCUGGAUAGCUUAUAUAAUUCUAUAAUUUGCCUUUCACUUUUGAAAGAUGUUUCAGUCACAGUGUAAAUAAUGGAAAGUUGGCUAGUAUUCUCAGUCCUUCCACAUUAAAUAUUUGAAUAGAUGAAAUUAAUCAAAAUUCUUUUAACAGUAUAUGUAAGGACACAAAAUGGUCUGGUUCCAGAACUUAAAGAACCACAUUUUGAUUGUCUUAAAGACUGCAAGAGAUAUACAAACCAACAAGCCCAUCUUGAAACUUACUUUCGCAACCAUAAAGGUUUUUCUUCUUCUGUUUGGAGGAGAAGGAAAAGUUUUUCUUUGUUACACUCUUUCUACAUAGUUUUGGGCAGUUCUAGCAUUGAUGUGCUGUUCUAGCACAAGCACUUAGCAAUCACCUGAAUAUUGGUUGAAAUGCUAAAAUCACAAGUGGUGGGGAAUAUUUGAUAAAACAGUUCCCUUCACGUGUAUUCUGUUGCAAUGGAAUUUUCUGAUCCUUCACUUUAUCCUUUCUCUUCAUUCCUGUUUCUACAAGUGUUAGGCUGGAUAAGCAUAAGAAACUGCUUUAUGUUGAGUCAAACCACUGGUCCGUUUAGUCCAGUAUUGUCUACUCUGCCUGGCAAUGGUUUUUCAAGGUCUCAGACAGGGACCUUUCCAUCCCUGCUACCGAGUUUCUUUUAGCUGAGAUUUUAAUUAGGAUUAAACCUGGGACUUUCUGCAUGCAAAGCAUGUACUCUACCAUAAAGCUAUAGCCCUCCCAGAAUUCAAGGCUGAUUUAGGAGUAAAGAAGAUGAGGUAACAUUUUGAUACCACAACUUCAGUGCCACAUUGUUAAUGUGCAUACCUGCUAUCUGAAAUGAACCCUGCAUGUUACCUAUGUGUUAAGAAUGGAUAUUCAUAAAUGAAUGCGUGUGGGUGUAUAUUCUAUCAGCAGUUAACAAAUGUCCUCUACUUGUAAGAAUUCUUCAGCUUUUCAUGAAUGGCCUUCGUUCAUGCACCUUACAGGUUUUUUCUAUCCUUGUUUCUGUUACUGAGGAAAACUGGGGAGCAAACUUUCUGAACUAAUUUUUCUUGUGUUAGUUGAAGUAUAGAAGAUGAUGACCACAUUUGGCAUUCUAUAUUACAAAAACUAACUUUUCUCUUUUUGUAAAUGGUGCUUUAAGCAUACAUUAUGUUUACAUAUACAGUACAUCUUAUGGCGAUGAUCUUAGAUGUUUACAGUGUUCACACUGUAUUCUGUGCUUACACCAUAGGCAUUUGCCAGAUAUACCGAGGAAAAUCUUGCAAAAUGUAAUGCUACUCUGUUUUGAUAGUGUUUCAAAAUUAUUAUUAUAUUGUACCAUACUGAUAUGUCAUCAUUAGCUACUGAAUGAUAAAUAACUGGAGUGUAUUCAGUUAAGUCCUACUCAGAGUAGGCCCAUCGAAAUUAAUGGCCUAAGUUAGUCUUGUCUAUUAACUUCAGUGGGUCUACUCUGAGUAGGACUAGCAUGGCAUACCACUCUAUGCAAACAUGGUACGAUAAAAUAAUAUCGCACAAAAAAGAACACUUGGAUUUUGAUAGCAUUUGUUUACAAUAAAGUUAUUUAAAUGCUUGGUUAGUUAUAGGAGCAAAAUCCCACUUACCUUACUUGCUUCCUAUUUUGUUGAUCUCUUUAAAACCGUUGCAUAAGUAUGGGCAAUGGGAUUUGCUCUGAGAAUAAGCACUGCUUUUAAAAAUGCAUCUAGCUUUACUAUUCCAUAAACUUAAGGCAACACUGUUUGGCUCUACAUGAUUUACUUGAUUUAUUAAGAGCAGGAAAUUAGCUUGCCAAACUUGAUGCACAGUCAUUGUUUUUAAAAUGUUUGCAUCAUUAGUUACAUAAAGCUGUCUGCAUUGGGGUUUUUUUGUUUGUUUUGCUUUUAAGCUAUUACUUGAAAAUAAAUAUGCUAAGGGAUUCAUAUAAAACAUGAAAUGAAAUCAUGGAGGUCUAUAAAAACCAUAAUUCUCUUUUUUUCUGUGUACUUUUCCAAUAAAUGGUGUUCUUUGGGGCCAGCUGAAUUGGGAUGAAUUUAGGGCCACUUUUUUCAAGAUAGGUUUACCUGAAUGCAAUGUCCAAGAACAUACAUGGACCACAUAAAUUAUGAAGUGUGCAAAGGUUUCAAAAAGUUUACCUUUCCAUUUAGAAUACACCAAAUGGGAAAAGAUGGAGGCCUGCUGUUGUAUACAUUAUAAAGUAAAGCUGUGGUUAAAACUACAUACACCUUACAAAAUUGAAGAAGUGCAUGUAUUUUUGUAGCCUUUAUAGUUAUUUUGAAAUGCAAGAUUUCUAUAUAUGGAAACAGAUUUGCAAAAUCUAGCUUUAAAAUGCUUUUGAAAGUUAUAAAACUGCAGUCCAUGACCGUGGUUGUCACUGCUCUGUUAUCAUAACCCUCAAGUUAUCUAACCAAGGGUUGUGUUAAUGGGAAGCAUUGAGGGGCUGUUUAUCUUCAGUUUUUAGAAUCUUACAUGAAUAUUUUUCCAUGAGUUUGUACUGUAGUUGUGGCAAUGGGGCAUUCUUCAAACGCAGCAAUGACUAUGAAAUGAACAGAAGAUAAAUCCAGUGCUUCUGAUGCUUUAGGUGGUUUUAUCACUGACAUUGGAUAACAGACUUCGUCCAUAAAGCCUGUUUGGCGUUAAAACUGUCUGAAGCAUAGGAAGCAUUGACUGUAUCUUCUGUUCAUUUCAUAGUCUUAGUGCCACAUUUGAAGAAUGUAGGAUCCAGUUCUGGCAGGAGGAUAAAACAUAUUUCUUGAAAAGCCUCUAAUGUUAAAAUUCUAUUUAUAGGUUACUUGUCUCCUUCACAUUCUAUCCAGGUCCUGCAGUAAUAUAGAACCUUGACCAAAACCUUUUGCUCCAGCCAUCUUCUCUCUCAAUCAAAUUGAGUGUUCAGUGGAGGUGUGCCAUAAACACAUUACCUUUCAGAUCAAAUUGUGUCAGCAGUGUGUGUGGGGGGGAGGGGUGCAACUUUUGUAACUAAGGAAAACCUUGAGGAAAGUUAAGCUUGCUCUCAGAUCAAUGACACUGCAUUUAUGUAUGGCUCCUAGACAACCCUGCUGACUGUUAUUCUUAAAUGAGACAAUUGAUGGUCCUGCUUGGAAGAACCCUAUGUGUGGAUGCUGACCUCAGGGCUAGGGGAAAAAAUCUUAUGUUAGCGUAAGAUUACUGCAUAGAAUGCUGGAGUGAAAUGAACUAUAUUUGACUAUAAAUCAGUUAAGAAGAUCCCAUCAGACUGUCUUGUUUUACCAGGAUGGGAAAGAAAAAAAAUACACACAGGGAAAACAGGCUCUUUUGUGAUUAAACCCAAUGUUCAGAAUGUGUAUACCUGUCUAGAAGCCAGCAAUAAAUGCUAAUACCAGUAUCUAGAUAUGCAUGUCUUUUCAUACCAGAACUUACAUCUGUAAAUUUUGAAUUUGUUUUGUAAAUAAAGUUUAACUAUUUUAAAUCCUGUUGCUAUAACAGUAGACAUCUUUUUCCAAACCUCAAAUGUUUGGUCCUGCUAUCUUUGUGAUACUGGCUAUAUAAGAGCAAAGAAUGAAAGAACACAUUGGCAUUUCUUUAAGGUUUGAUUACUAAGAGGAAUUUGACUUUCAUUUCUAGAAAUGUGAAAA
Messenger RNA from Rhineura floridana, 6300 nucleotides. RefSeq names its product ataxin 3 (gene ATXN3). Gene Ontology annotation, biological process: protein deubiquitination. Gene Ontology annotation, cellular component: nucleus. Bases 1198 to 2145 code for a protein of 315 amino acids. The record is from RefSeq and is a predicted model, not a curated record. Gene Ontology annotation, molecular function: cysteine-type deubiquitinase activity. NCBI's taxonomy places the organism in Eukaryota, Metazoa, Chordata, Lepidosauria, Squamata, Rhineuridae. The transcript is spliced from 11 exons.